Messenger RNA from Protopolystoma xenopodis, 882 nucleotides. The record is from the annotation of a GenBank genome assembly. NCBI's taxonomy places the organism in Eukaryota, Metazoa, Platyhelminthes, Monogenea, Polystomatidea, Polystomatidae.
AUGGCUGGUGAUUCAACCUUGGGUUUCAGAUCCAAAGGUUCCUUCGGGCCUGGCACCAGUUCCAGUCCUGUUCGCCAGAGCACCUCACGUGUGUCUAGCCUUGAAAGUCUGCGUUCCUCUGCCAUCUCAGCCUCAGUAACGAACACAGUAACUAGCGGCGGUGUAUCACGACCCUACGAGCCACGAAGUGAACAAUCGACUGUAUCCAACUUGCAGGCACCGACGGUGUCAGCCGCCAACGUCACGAAGACUGGAAAGCAGACUUUCGAAGAACGCAGGCUCAGGAGCCAACGGGCUCCGAUAAAACGAAGGACAUUGGGUUCCCUUAGCCUUCGUCUUGGGUGUAAUGGAGUCCCUCUGACACGCCCAUCUUCCCGAGGUUCAGGUGGCUCGGUAACACCGGUUCAUAUAUCGACAGAUGUUACGGCAAUUUCGUCACUAUCAGGAUCUGGUCAAACACCAGGCCUUCAAUUGAGUCCAGAUGAGUUUUUGCUCGUCUUCUCUCGCCACGCUGCUAGUUUUGAGGGCGCAAGCUCGGAAGAAUUAAAGUGUGCGUUUCAGGUGAUUGAUCGCACUGGCCGAGGAUAUAUAUGCUACCGAGACUUGGUUGAGGCUGCCUUUUAUUUUUGCCUUUUACUCGCAUCAAUUUCCAUCCUUUUCCAAACUUUUUUACCAUCCGCCCCUGCGUUGUGCAACCCGACCCGAAACCGAUUUCGACAGCGAAACCAACUCUCGGAUGGAGAACUGAUCGCAGAGGCAGUGGCUAAAGAGGCUAGUCGGUGUGUCUGUCAGCCGCAGUACUUGCCUCAGCGUGUUGAAGCGGACAAAUAUCGAGUGCGUGGUUUUCUUGGAUCACGUAGGCAAAUGAAUUACCUUAAUUGA